Messenger RNA from Thamnophis elegans (Western terrestrial garter snake), 2296 nucleotides. It is a transcript of the gene SAR1A, whose product is annotated as secretion associated Ras related GTPase 1A. NCBI's taxonomy places the organism in Eukaryota, Metazoa, Chordata, Lepidosauria, Squamata, Natricidae. Gene Ontology annotation, cellular component: endoplasmic reticulum exit site; COPII vesicle coat. The record is from RefSeq and is a predicted model, not a curated record. Gene Ontology annotation, molecular function: GTPase activity; GTP binding. The transcript is spliced from 7 exons. Bases 270 to 866 code for a protein of 198 amino acids. Gene Ontology annotation, biological process: endoplasmic reticulum to Golgi vesicle-mediated transport; vesicle organization; membrane organization.
GGGGGGGCGGGCGGAAGGCGAGCAAGUGACACGCAGGCGAAAUGAGGGUGGGGAGGCCUCCCUCCCCCCCUUUUCUCUCGGCCGAUGGUUUCUCCCGUUCUUUUUGAGACACUCGGCUUCGGCUCUCUCGGGUCUUUCUUGGGACCUGCCGGAGAUUCCCGAGGCCAUCCAGGAGCCCUUGGCGGAUUGUAUUUAGGCUCCCCGUCGCCCAUAUCAGGUUGCUGGGUGCUGAUCCGAUCCCCUCUGAAGAGGUACAUAAUUCUUCCAUUAUGUCAUUCUUGUUUGAAUGGAUCUAUAAUGGCUUCAGCAGUGUGUUGCAGUUCCUAGGAUUGUACAAGAAGUCUGGAAAAUUAGUUUUCUUGGGUUUGGAUAAUGCAGGCAAAACUACUCUUCUUCACAUGCUAAAGGAUGACAGAUUGGGUCAACAUGUUCCCACAUUAUAUCCAACAUCGGAAGAAUUAACAAUUGCAGGAAUGACUUUCACCACUUUUGAUCUUGGUGGCCAUGAGCAAGCGCGGCGUGUCUGGAAGAAUUAUUUCCCAGCAAUUAAUGGGAUUGUCUUUUUAGUGGAUUGUGCAGAUCACUCUCGUCUUUUGGAAUCUAAAGUGGAGCUCAAUGCACUAAUGACUGAUGAGACAAUAUCCAAUGUGCCAAUUCUUAUCUUGGGUAACAAGAUUGACCGACCAGAAGCUAUCAGUGAGGAGAAGCUGCGAGAGAUUUUUGGUCUUUAUGGACAAACAACAGGAAAGGGGAAUGUGCCAUUGAAGGACCUGAACACGCGUCCUAUGGAAGUGUUCAUGUGCAGUAUACUGAAGAGGCAAGGCUACGGUGAAGGUUUUCGUUGGCUGUCACAGUACAUUGACUGAUACUGGAGAGACAGAUCUAUUCCUGGACUGAUCCUGUUCACAAAUUCCUUAUGGACUUUUCUAUUAGAACAUGGAAGACUCUCCAUCUGCAUACUGGCAACGACCAAGAGACUCCUUUCUUCAGUUACCCUACAUCACAGUGGUGACACAAUUCUUUUCCCUGUGUCUGGGAGAUAACAUUCUGUACACUGGUGCAGGUUGUCACUUCCAGUGGCCAUGGAUUCCUAUGGAAACCCUGGCUUUCACUUACAAAUGGGAUGAGCAAGCUGGAAUGCCAAGCUCUGUGUGCGGCACUCUUUGUGGCUGGAAAAGAGGACAUGUCUCACCACUGUGGCCAAUUGAUUUCAAAGAAAGCAACUAUAUUUUUUAAAGGAAGUGUUUGGUGUAAAUGGCGUCCCUUUAGAUUUUUCUUAAGUUUAGCAUUCAUCCUGUUCAGGCCAGAGUCUGUUAGGAUUAUUUUUUUUUAAAGAAAAAAUCUAUUUAAUGGUAUUUAGGCGGUUCCCAAAUGACCGAACCAGCUAUCAUGAUAUUCAAAAUCUUUAGCAAACAGAGAGAGAGAGAGAGACGGCUUUCAAAGCCCUGUAAGGUGGUUGCGCUGUCACACUGCUCAAUCAUGAAGAUGGUGCUAUUGGGACUGACUUGUGCAAUGAUAUUUUUCUUUAACUUACAGGGAAUUUAGUUGGGGGGUGGGAGGGGGAUGGAGUACACACAGAGGCACACUUAUUUAGCCUUCCUUGUCAUGUGCAGGAGUCUGAAAUGUGGUUGACCCCCUUUUUUGCCCCACCUCUAAAAGUUACGAUCACUUUCCUUAAUGGCAGUUUUUUUCUUCUUCUUCUUCCUCCUCCUCCUCCUCCUCUUUGCAGCACCAGCAGAAAGUUUGUCUUGGACCUAAUAAUACACGAUGUUCUACAUUGCAGGCAACUGCAAAAAAAAAGCCACCGUAGAAAUCAUGAAUUUAUUUUUGGGGGGGCGGGUUAUUAUAGCAUUAAAUUGUUCCAACAAGUGCUUAUCAAAUGCUGUUACUGUAAACUAACCCUGUUUCUUUUACACUCAACAGAGCUUGUGUUUGAAUUUUCAUUACUUGCUUAGACAUCUUCAUUUUCACUUAAAACAGGCAUUCUUCUCCUUGGCUGGAAGAUGCUUUUAAUUAAAACUAUUUAGUGCUCGUGGACAGACUUGCUUUGGUGAAUGCAGCGGACCCAAUGUCUGAAGAGACUGGCUUUCUGACUCCCAUUGCAAAACAUGAAAUGCAAAAUGGUGGUACACUAUAGGCAUUUAACUCCAGGGAAGAAUAACACUAUAUGUGUAUGGGUGUAUUCACUUAAAUCAGGGCUGGGAAACGAGGGUCCUUUUAUGACUGGUGGACUUCGACUUCCAGAAUUCCUGAGCCAGAGUUGAAGUUCACCAGUUGUAAAGGAGCCAGUCCCCUC